This is a messenger RNA of Heterobasidion irregulare TC 32-1, 498 nucleotides long. RefSeq lists its product as uncharacterized. The coding region runs from base 1 to 498 and encodes 165 amino acids. The transcript has 2 exons. Lineage: Eukaryota; Fungi; Basidiomycota; Agaricomycetes; Russulales; Bondarzewiaceae. The record is from RefSeq and is a predicted model, not a curated record.
AUGAUUCCUGUGGCCGGAGGUGGUGUCAACAUCGACCUAUUUAAAGAACCUCAGCCCGACCGUCGCACUCGAGGGCAAGACGCCCCACGAGGGUACUACAGCGACGCAGCCUACCGUUGCUACGAGCCGCGGACCCACAGGAUCGUGAAGUCGCGCGACGUCGUCUUCUUGGAGGACGACUUGCCACUGGCGCCGCGGAAGCUGCCCGUGGCCGAGAGGGGGGAGAACGACUUCCAUGUCGCCCAGGAGCCGCCCACGGACACUCCCCCACCUCCCAAAGCGAGCCCUGACAACCCUACAAUAAAGUCGCCAUUAGCCCAACAACCACCACCACUCGUCCAUCCUCCCGACCACCCACCUUCAGAGGGGGCACUAGGAACGCUGAAAACGCGCCCAGGAGCCGCCCAGCAAGCGCCGCCCGAGCCGCCUGAGCCCAGAACAAGCACACAAACAACGGCACCCACCCAGUUCACUCUCAGAAGGAGUGAAAGGGCAUGA